This is a messenger RNA of Tuber melanosporum (Perigord truffle), 1404 nucleotides long. RefSeq lists its product as uncharacterized. The coding region runs from base 1 to 1404 and encodes 467 amino acids. The transcript has 3 exons. Lineage: Eukaryota; Fungi; Ascomycota; Pezizomycetes; Pezizales; Tuberaceae. The record is from RefSeq and is a predicted model, not a curated record.
AUGUUGAAUUCGCUGGUGCUCUUGUCCCUAUUCGCCCUGGAGGCGAGCGCUUUCUGGCGUUUACCAUGUCGCCAGAGUUUGACUGUCGAGCGGAUUGAUCCACUUACUCAUUUUGGACUUGUCGGAGAACAUGUGCACACCAUUCAUGGUGGGAACAAGUUUAGUGAGUCGUCGCUAGAAGCAGAUUUACUGAAGAGUACUUGUUCUUCUUGUCAGGUUAAGCAGGAUAGAUCAGCAUAUUGGACUCCUGUCUUGUAUUUUCAGGAUGAGGCUGGCAACUUCAAUGUUGUUAACCAGACGGGUGGCAUGCUCGUGUAUUAUCUUCCCCGCGGUGAAAACGUUAAAGCCUUCCCCGAUGGCUUCCGCAUGAUUGCCGGUGAUCCGAAGCUCCGAAACUUUCCCUAUAAGGAUGUUGAAAAGUCUCUUUGGACCCCCGAAGACAUGACAGAGGCUGCCCUUCGUCAGAAAGCUAUUGGGUUUAAUUGUCUCAACUAUCACUUACCCGCCGAGGCAGCACUGGGAAUGAAGACCAUCCCCGAGAACCUCUCGUGCAAGGACGGUCUCCGAGCAGAGGUAUUCUUCCCAUCUUGCUGGAAUGGAAAAGACCUCGACUCUCCAGGCCACCGUGACCACAUGCGCUACCCAUCUCUCAUGGACGACGGAAAUUGCCCAAAGGGAUUCGAGACUAGGGUGGUAUCGUUGUUCUUUGAGACUAUCUGGGAUGUAGACAGGUUUGGCGGGCAGAAGGGACGUUUCAUAUUCUCCACUGGGGAUCCGACAGGGUGUGGGUAUCAUGGGGAUUUCAUGAACGCUUGGGAUAAGGAGGUUCUCCAGGAGGCGAUCAAUGUGUGCACUUCCCCAUCAGGUGUGAUCGACGAGUGCAAGGUUUUCGAUUUGUACACCGAGAAUGAGAUGCAUCAAUGCACCAUCAAAAGGACUGUUAAGGAGGACGUAGUUGGUCCGUUGAAGAAAUUGCCCGGAUGUAAUCCUGUGGUUGAGGGCCCCGAGUCAGCGAAGCAGGAUGCGUGCCCGGGUGAAGGACUCGACAAUCAUGAUCAGGACCCAUUUCCCUCCAAACCCAAGGAAACCAAGGGGACCGGACCUCCAGAACUCACCAAAACCUCCUCUUCUUCCACUUCCGCGAAAACCCCCAAACCGUCCGUCUCUCCCGCCCCACUGGGCGGAGCUAAAAAGCAUAAUGUCGGAGUUGCGGCCAUUCCGGACCCCACAAAUACUUCGGACCCAUACCUCGUCAUUGUCACUGUCACUGAGACGGUCACCCCACUUGAAACGACAACCACAAUCCCCGCGCCCCAUGGCCAGUACACCGCUCCUCCAGAGCGAAAGAAGAAGCGUGGUCUUCACAACCACCACAGACUCAAUGGGGGACAUCACAAGCACUAA